AGCCACUUGGAAAACAAAGAUCACCGAGCACGCUUAUCCGACCAUCGAGACCGUCCCAAUUCCAAUGAGCCCGCUUUGCACAGUGAUCGAGCAAUGGGGCGAAUGGAAUGAGGGCACCGACUCAAAGGUGUCUAGCAUGAAUUCUGAGGAACUCCUUACACCUGAAGAGUCUCCCGUCCUAGGCUGCAAUGAGCUUCCAUGUGUUCCGGUGAAGAUGGGCGUUGUUGAGUGCGAGGACACCCCAUACGACCAGGAUGUCCCUGAGUCCCGGUCGUCAGCCGCCUGCGUCGUGAGGGAACUGGAGUACCGUCAAGUCCCUCCAGCGAUCACUUAUGCGCCUCGUCUCAAGUUUAAGCUGACUACUGUGAACAUAUCCUGGGCGUACAGAUGCAACUUCAGCGUCGAUGCUACUCCCCUUGUUCGCAAGUCGACCAAUGUCGUCGAGGUCGACUCUGAGGGCCUCAAGCGUACCACUCGCGGCACUCGCAAGGGCAAGGAGAAUGCACCUCGUGGUCCAAUCCUCGCGCUUUCUCAGUGAACGUUCUAGGAACCGAUCUCUUCCAUCGUCAAUCUGCCCUCUUAGCAUGGACCUUCCUAUCCGUUGUUAUCUCGACUCUUCGUUUCAAUUGCAAGUACUUUCUCGACCUCAAAUUCAAGAAACCCACAACGCCACU
Somion occarium is the source of this 674-nucleotide messenger RNA. NCBI's taxonomy places the organism in Eukaryota, Fungi, Basidiomycota, Agaricomycetes, Polyporales, Cerrenaceae. The record is from the annotation of a GenBank genome assembly.